AUGCCUUUUCCAGGAAGGUUCAAGAAACAACUAUUGGAAGCACACAAGGCUAAGUUUGUUGAACUAAUGAGACAACUUGAGCUAAAGUUACCUUUCAUCGACGCUUUGAUGCCCAUUCCACCUUAUCGGAAAUUCCUGAAGGAUGCUGUUCAGCAAAGAACCAGGGAAGCACAAGGGAUGGUAGUGUUGACUCGUGAGUGCAGUGCAAUCAUUCAACGGAAG
Messenger RNA from Microthlaspi erraticum, 222 nucleotides. NCBI's taxonomy places the organism in Eukaryota, Viridiplantae, Streptophyta, Magnoliopsida, Brassicales, Brassicaceae. The record is from the annotation of a GenBank genome assembly.